UGUGCACACACGUAUGUGGCCUGUAUGGCAUUUUUUUGCUUAGAAGUUAAAGAUACAGUUCAUCAGCAAACAAACAACAUUUUCUGUACUCUAAUCAACACAAUAACUGCCAGUCCCCUUUUUUAAUUCUUGCUGGAUUUUUUUUUAUUAUUAUUCUUUUUUUUCUGGAAAAUAGAACUUUGCUUUAUCUCUUAUUUAAAUGGGUGACUGUAUUACCAUAAAGAAAAAGCACCUACAAAAACCGAUAUUUAGAUUGCGAUGUUUGGUGAAACAGCUUGAGAAGGGCGAUAUUAAUGUGACUGACCUAAAGAAUAACAUUGAAUAUGCUGCAUCGGUGUUGGAAGCUGUGUACAUUGAUGAAACCAGGCGACUGCUGGACACAGAGGAUGAGCUAUCUGAUAUUCAUACUGAUUCGGUUCCAUUAGAAGUCAGAGAAUGGCUGGCCUCUACUUUCACAAGGAAAAUGGGAACAAGAAUAAGACGACCCGAAGAAAAACCAAAGUUCCGAAGUAUUGUGCAUGCCGUCCAAGCUGGAAUAUUUGUUGAAAGGAUGUACAGGAGGUCAUCCACAAUUGCUGGGCUUACCUAUCCUUCAGCAGUGAUACAAGCUUUAAAGGAUGUAGACCACUGGUCCUUCGAUGUAUUUUCAUUGAGCGAUGCAAGUGGAGACCAUGCCCUUAAAUUUAUGGUCUAUGAACUGUUUACCAGAUAUGAUCUUAUUAAUCGUUUUAAGAUUCCUGUUUCAAGCCUUGCGUCAUAUGUGGAUGCUUUGGAAGUUGGUUAUAACAAAUAUAAAAAUCCGUACCACAAUUUAGUUCAUGCCGCAGAUGUUACCCAAACUGUGCACUACAUUAUUCUUCAUACGGGUAUCAUGCACUGGCUCUCAGAACUGGAAAUUCUGGCAAUUAUCUUUGCAGCUGCUAUCCAUGACUAUGAGCACAAUGGGACUACAAACAACUUCCAUAUACAGACAAGAUCUGAAGUUGCAAUAUUGUACAAUGAUCGUUCUGUUCUUGAAAACCAUCAUGUUAGUGCGGCUUAUCGCAUUAUGCAAGAUGAUGAAAUGAAUAUUUUUGCAAAUUUGUCCAAAGAUGAUUGGAGAGAUCUAAGAACACUUGUGAUAGAGAUGGUUUUAUCUACAGAUAUGUCUUGCCACUUCCAACAGAUAAAAAUGAUGAGAAAUACCUUACAGCAACCAGAAGGGAUAGACAAAUCGAAAGCCAUGUCUUUGAUCCUUCAUGCUGCAGAUAUAAGUCAUCCUGCUAAAUCCUGGGAAAUGCAUCAACGUUGGACAAAUCUUCUUAUGGAGGAAUUUUUUCAGCAGGGAGACAAAGAGGCUUCAUUAGGGCUUCCAUUCUCACCACUUUGUGAUAGAAAAUCAACAAUGGUAGCACAAUCUCAAAUAGGUUUUAUUGACUUCAUAGUGGAGCCAACAUUUAUGCUUCUUACGGAUUCAACUGAGAAAAUUGUUACUCCUCUAUAGAGGAAUCUGCAAAAUCAAUCCUUGUCUGUUGGAAACAACCAGACAUAAUCAUUUGGAAAUGCCUCAUGAUGUACAAAGAAAAAUACCAGUACGACAUUAUCUACAGAAACAGGUUCUGCAACAGAUUAUUCGUUAGCUUCUGUCGACCUUCAGAGUUUUAAGCAAAAUUUGGUCCAAAACAUUCAACA
Messenger RNA from Bombina bombina (fire-bellied toad), 1671 nucleotides. RefSeq names its product phosphodiesterase 1A (gene PDE1A). Lineage: Eukaryota; Metazoa; Chordata; Amphibia; Anura; Bombinatoridae. The transcript is spliced from 13 exons. Gene Ontology annotation, biological process: signal transduction. Gene Ontology annotation, molecular function: 3',5'-cyclic-nucleotide phosphodiesterase activity. The record is from RefSeq and is a predicted model, not a curated record. Bases 200 to 1483 code for a protein of 427 amino acids.